CUCUACAUUCGCACGUAAUGUCAUCAGUAAGAUCUCUCUCUUGGGAUAAUUGUUGCCGCACUCCGAGAAGGCCAGAUUCACUCUUUAUUCAAAUAGAAUAGAAAAGAGUCUCUCUCACAAGAGGGGCAAAACAUCUGCCUCUCCGCCCUCGCGACUCCGAUGCCAUCGGCCCUAAAAAAUCAACAAAAGACCCGUUGUUGUAUAUCUUCCCUUGAAUACAAAGUAAUUACUUAUCAUCAAUCAAAAUUAAUAAUAGUUGAUUGGGUUGGUGUGGUCAGCGCAGUCCCCUCACAUUCACUUCGCAGUCAAUGUGGACUGGGGAAGAGAGGAGGGGGGAUUUGACCUGUCUAUUGGGGUAUCCACUGGGAAACUACCUCUUCCCAACGCGGCCUAAAAAGUCAGGAACUGAAUAAGGAAAUGAAGCGUAAUUUGAGGAAGAUGGAUGAGUCUCCAGGGCAACUCCCCCUUCUAUCCUCUUGUAUUGAUGAUAACCGUUUGCGCCCUGGAUGUGUGUGUGUGUGUGUGUGUGUGUGUGUGUGUGUGUGUGUGUGUGUGUGUGUGUGAGAGAGAGAGAGAGGGAGGGAGGGGGAAAGAGAGGUGGGAAAGAGAGCGAGAGAAAGAAGGGUGAGUGUGUGUUUAUGUCUCAGUAUGUCACAAAUAGAGACUGAGAUACUCAGAGCUCCACACAAAAAUACGCGUCAGGUCUCAGUCAGUUUGACGUCGAGGCGCGGGGACGGCGAGGACCCGUUCGGCUCCAUCGGGAUAACUGUGGACCAACAUUUGGGUGAUUUGUCUCACUCACACGGCCACUAUACGGAAUUUAUACUAGCAGACACCGCUCAGUUCACCAUGCAGAGACCGAGCGGUACGGGGACGGCAUUUUCCAUCGAUUCUUUGAUUGGCACUCCACAGCCGCGGCCGGGCCACCUGCUCUACACGGGCUACCCGAUGUUUAUGCCAUACCGACCGCUCAUGAUUCCGCAAGCCCUGUCUCAUUCGUCAUUACCGUCAGGUAUCCCUCCGUUAGCGCCUCUGGCAUCCUUCGCGGGGCGUUUGACAAACACUUUUUGCGCGGGGUUGGGGCAGGGGAUGCCCUCCAUGGUUGCGCUCACCACCACGCUGCCCAGUUUCUCGGAUCCUCCAGAUAGUUUCUAUCCCCCGCAGGAGAUGCCGGGACCCCGGUUAAGCGCUAAUGGGACGGGGAUCAACCGGCAGGACAGCCCACACGAGGAGCUCAAGGGCUCAGAUCUGCUGAAUUUCUCGGAAACUUUUCAGGCAGUUGCAGGCGAAACCAAAUUAUACAGUUCAGAUGACGAGAAACUGGACCUGAAAUCAGCGGAGGCAGCGUGCAGCGACAGAGAGGACAGUUCGGCCGACAGCGAGAACGAAAGUUUCUCCGACGGAAACACCUGCGGUUCAGCUUCCCAGAAAGGGAAAUUCAAAGCCGGCUCACAGGACGCGUUACCCCAGAGCGGUUCGGCGGGUAAGAGCCGGAGGAGACGGACUGCUUUCACCAGCGAGCAGCUGCUGGAACUGGAGAAAGAGUUUCACUGUAAGAAGUAUCUGUCUCUCACCGAGCGCUCGCAGAUCGCACACGCACUCAAACUGAGCGAGGUCCAGGUCAAAAUCUGGUUCCAGAAUCGGCGGGCCAAGUGGAAGCGCAUCAAAGCCGGCAACGUCAACAACAGAUCCGGGGAACCCGUGCGGAACCCCAAAAUCGUGGUGCCCAUUCCCGUGCAUGUCAACAGGUUUGCUGUUCGGAGUCAGCACCAACCGAUCGAACAAGGCACCAGGCCAUGAACUCAAACUAAAACCACAUGACCCUGAACUCCUAAAAUGAACAUUUACACGACCCACAGGUUCCUGCAGGUCUUGGAUGAAACAGUACAAAUGCAUGAAGCACACCUAAAAGGAAACAACUCCACUAUCUAGAAGGAUAUAAAUUGACUUUAUAAUAACUUUUAUUAUGAAGUCAUUAUCAAAUAUGAGGCCUAGUCAUUAUAAUACGCUUGACAGAUCAGCGGUUCAUAAUGCAUAUACCUAUUAUGAUAAUACUAACUAUUAUUAGAAUGAACGUUUACAGAUGAUCUGUUAGGUGCAUUAUAAUAAUAUUUGUUAAUGACUCUUUUUAUAUCUGUAUAGACGUUUACAAAACGACAUUGUUUUUUGUUUUUCAUUCUCUCCCCUAAAAUUGGUUUCGCUUUAAUUUAUUGAUUUGUACAUUUGUAAAUAUGAAUUGUGUCCAUGCGACACACAUGUGCACUAUAUCAAACGAGACUGUAAAGAGACAUUUUUGAAAAUAAGUAUUUAUAUGUUGCUGUCUGGUAAGUUUUUGCAUGUGUUGCCAAUUUUUGUCUCAUUUUCCCCCAUAUGGUUUGAACGGGACGUUUUCGUUGUUUCAGACAUUUUGCAUGUGCUCUUUAAAGCA
Messenger RNA from Xyrauchen texanus (razorback sucker), 2428 nucleotides. Its product is annotated as homeobox protein GBX-1-like. The coding region runs from base 649 to 1800 and encodes 383 amino acids. The record is from RefSeq and is a predicted model, not a curated record. Gene Ontology annotation, cellular component: nucleus. Gene Ontology annotation, molecular function: RNA polymerase II transcription regulatory region sequence-specific DNA binding; DNA-binding transcription factor activity, RNA polymerase II-specific. Lineage: Eukaryota; Metazoa; Chordata; Actinopteri; Cypriniformes; Catostomidae. The transcript is spliced from 2 exons. Gene Ontology annotation, biological process: regulation of nervous system development; regulation of transcription by RNA polymerase II.